GUUUGGUCAUACGUAUCCAUUAAUUAUUUGUAUCGAUCGAUAUAGAGCUAGCUAUGGAUAGAAUAGGUGACUUGGCAUCAAAGAAGGCAGCAGUAAUAUUCACAAAGAGUUCAUGUUUUAUGUGUCAUAGUAUUAAAGCACUAUUUUAUGAUAUUGGAGCAAGUCCAGCAAUUCAUGAACUUGAUGAAGAUCCAAAAGGGAAAGAAAUGGAGUGGGCAUUGAGAAGUUUAGGUUGUAAUCCAUGUGUUCCUGCUGUUUUUAUUGGUGGAAAAUAUGUUGGAUCAUCUAAGGAUAUUAUAUCCUUACAAGUUGAUGGUUCACUCAAACAAAUGCUCAUUGAUGCCAAAGCUAUUUGGUUAUAACUAAAAAAAAA
Molecule: messenger RNA, 373 nt
Organism: Solanum verrucosum
Lineage: Eukaryota; Viridiplantae; Streptophyta; Magnoliopsida; Solanales; Solanaceae
Product: glutaredoxin-C11-like
Exons: 1
Coding region: 54-362 (102 amino acids)
Source: RefSeq, a predicted model, not a curated record